GAAUCUGCUCAUGAGUGGGGUAUAAAAAAGUUCUGGUUUAGGAAACGCCUUUCCAGGCGCACCUCGUUGCUGAUGCUGCUGAGGUGGCCACAUCACUCUGGAGGUUUGACAGUAUCUCAAGCAAAGAUGUCCUACAGACCAGCCCCGCAGUCCUCCUACAGGAAGAUGUUCGGCGGGGACCGAGCCGCAGUGUCCCGGAGCAGCUACUCCAGCCGGCACUACGCCGGCCCGCCGCUGCGCUCCUCCCGGGUCUCCUACGGGCUCUCCUCCUCCGCGCCCACCGUUUACGCAGCGAGGACCCAGAGGCUCCGGAGCGGCRKCGGCGGCGGCGCAGCCAUGCCCCGGCUGGCCUCCGAGAACCUGGACUUCUCCCUGUCSGACGCCAUCAACAGCGAGUUCAUCACGAACCGCACCAACGAGAAGGCGCAGAUGCAGUCGCUCAACGACCGCUUCGCCAGCUACAUCGAGAAGGUGCGCUUCUUGGAGCAGCAGAACAAGAUCCUGCUGGCCGAGCUGGAGCAGCUGCGGGGCAAAGGCACGUCCCGGGUCGGGGAUCUGUACGAGGACGAGAUGCGGGAGCUGCGGCGCCAGGUGGACCAGCUGACCAACGAGAAGGCCCGCGUGGAGGUUCACCGGGACAACCUGGCGGACGACAUCCAGAGGCUGAGAGAGAAGUUGCAAGAUGAAAUCUCUCAGCGAGAGGAGGCAGAAGCCAACAUGCAGAGCUUCAGACAGGAUGUGGACAACGCCGCCUUGGCAAGACUGGAUCUGGAGCGAAAGAUCGAGUCGCUGCAGGAGGAAAUUAACUUCCUCAAGAAGCUGCAUGAUGAGGAAAUGCUGGAGCUGCAGAACCAAGCCCAGGUGCAGCAGCAGCAUGUGCAGGUGGAUAUGGAGAUGGCCAAGCCUGACCUGACCGCGGCUCUGAGGGACGUGCGUCUGCAGUAUGAGAACCUGGCCUCMAAAAACAUCCAGGAAUCAGAGGACUGGUACAAAUCCAAGUUUGCUGACCUGACUGAAGCUGCAGCCCGCAAUAAUGAAGCUUUGAGACUAGCCAAGCAGGAGGCCAACGACUACAGGCGCCAAGUUCAGGCUCUUACUUGUGAGGUGGAUGCCCUGAAAGGAACUAACGAGUCCUUGGAGCGUCAGAUGAGGGAGAUGGAGGAGAACUUCUCUCUGGAGAACGGUGGCUACCAGGACACCAUCGGCCGCCUGGAGGAGGACAUCCAUAACAUGAAGGAUGAGAUGGCUCGUCACCUGCGAGAGUACCAGGACCUCCUAAACGUCAAGAUGGCCUUGGACAUCGAGAUCGCCACCUACAGGAAGCUGCUGGAAGGAGAGGAGAGCCGAAUCUCCACUCCACUGCCUAACUUCUCCUCUCUAAACCUGAGAGAUGCAAUAGUUGAGUCUAAACCUCAAGUUGAAAGCAUGACAACAAAGAAAGUUGUCAUCAAGACCAUUGAGACGAGGGACGGUCAGGUGAUCAACGAGUCAACCCAGAAUCACGAGGAGAUGGAUUAGAAACGGCUUUGAUUUUGCCAAACAGUUGACACAAGCAAUAACAAAAAAAAGCACGUCCYAGCGACACAAAAAGCAAACUGCUUGGAAAGUGCCUUUGUAUGUGAUGAUGAUCUUCUUAACUGACAACCUGGGUUUUAUUUUUCCCCCCUAAAAGUAUUUUGUCACUCUUGUAGACCCAGUUUGAAAACAGCACAACCCUAGUAAUCCUGUGAAGUACACAUACACUUUUCUUUGUAACCAAAGUAGUAUGUUUGAUUGAUAAAGCAUGCACCAGAAAACUGUAUGCUAAAUCUGUCACGACUACCUGCAUGCAGCAAUAAACUAUAAACAACUCA
This is a messenger RNA of Austrofundulus limnaeus, 1853 nucleotides long. RefSeq names its product vimentin A2. The transcript is spliced from 9 exons. The coding region runs from base 73 to 1518 and encodes 481 amino acids. Gene Ontology annotation, cellular component: plasma membrane; cytoplasm; intermediate filament. Gene Ontology annotation, molecular function: structural constituent of cytoskeleton. NCBI's taxonomy places the organism in Eukaryota, Metazoa, Chordata, Actinopteri, Cyprinodontiformes, Rivulidae. Gene Ontology annotation, biological process: intermediate filament organization. The record is from RefSeq and is a predicted model, not a curated record.